Molecule: messenger RNA, 4100 nt
Organism: Pan troglodytes (chimpanzee)
Lineage: Eukaryota; Metazoa; Chordata; Mammalia; Primates; Hominidae
Gene: WNT7A
Product: Wnt family member 7A
Exons: 4
Coding region: 263-1312 (349 amino acids)
Biological process (GO): neuron differentiation; multicellular organism development; cell fate commitment
Cellular component (GO): extracellular region
Molecular function (GO): cytokine activity; frizzled binding
Source: RefSeq, a predicted model, not a curated record
GUCUCGCACACUUGCACCGGUCGCUCGCGCGCAGCCCGGCGUCGCCCCACGCCGCGCUCGCUCCUCCCUCCCUCCUCCCGCUCCGUGGCUCCCGCGCUCCUGGCGAGGCUCAGGCGCGGAGCGCGCGGACGGGCGCACCGACAGACGGCCCCGGGGACGCCUCGGCUCGCGCCUCCCGGGCGGGCUAUGUUGAUUGCCCCGCCGGGGCCGGCCCGCGGGAUCAGCACAGCCCGGCCCGCGGCCCCGGCGGCCAAUCGGGACUAUGAACCGGAAAGCGCGGCGCUGCCUGGGCCACCUCUUUCUCAGCCUGGGCAUGGUCUACCUCCGGAUCGGUGGCUUCUCCUCAGUGGUAGCUCUGGGCGCAAGCAUCAUCUGUAACAAGAUCCCAGGCCUGGCUCCCAGACAGCGGGCGAUCUGCCAGAGCCGGCCCGACGCCAUCAUCGUCAUAGGAGAAGGCUCACAAAUGGGCCUGGACGAGUGUCAGUUUCAGUUCCGCAAUGGCCGCUGGAACUGCUCUGCACUGGGAGAGCGCACAGUCUUCGGGAAGGAGCUCAAAGUGGGGAGCCGGGAGGCUGCAUUCACCUACGCCAUCAUUGCCGCUGGCGUGGCCCACGCCAUCACAGCUGCCUGUACCCAGGGCAACCUGAGCGACUGCGGCUGCGACAAAGAGAAGCAAGGCCAGUACCACCGGGACGAGGGCUGGAAGUGGGGUGGCUGCUCUGCCGACAUCCGCUACGGCAUCGGCUUCGCCAAGGUCUUUGUGGAUGCCCGGGAGAUCAAGCAGAAUGCCCGGACUCUCAUGAACUUGCACAACAACGAGGCAGGCCGAAAGAUCCUGGAGGAGAACAUGAAGCUGGAAUGUAAGUGCCACGGCGUGUCAGGCUCGUGCACCACCAAGACGUGCUGGACCACACUGCCACAGUUUCGGGAGCUGGGCUACGUGCUCAAGGACAAGUACAACGAGGCCGUUCACGUGGAGCCUGUGCGUGCCAGCCGCAACAAGCGGCCCACCUUCCUGAAGAUCAAGAAGCCACUGUCGUACCGCAAGCCCAUGGACACGGACCUGGUGUACAUCGAGAAGUCGCCCAACUACUGCGAGGAGGACCCGGUGACCGGCAGUGUGGGCACCCAGGGCCGCGCCUGCAACAAGACGGCUCCCCAGGCCAGCGGCUGUGACCUCAUGUGCUGUGGGCGUGGCUACAACACCCACCAGUACGCCCGCGUGUGGCAGUGCAACUGUAAGUUCCACUGGUGCUGCUAUGUCAAGUGCAACACGUGCAGCGAGCGCACGGAGAUGUACACGUGCAAGUGAGCCCCGUGUGCACACCACCCUCCCGCUGCAAGUCAGGUUGCUGGGAGGACUGGACCGUUUCCAAGCUGCGGGCUCCCUGGCAGGUCACUGCCUGGAUCUUCACAGGGAACCGCAGGAAUGCUGAGCUUGUCUUUUCUGCUGAGGAGGGUACUUUUCCUGGGUUUCCUGCAGGCAUCUGUGGGGGAAAAAAAUCUCUCAGAGCCCUCAACUAUUCUGUUCCACACCCAAUGCUGCUCCACCCUCCCCCAGACACAGCCCAGGUCCCUCCGCGGCUGGAGCGAAGCCUUUUGCAGCAGGAACUCUGGACCCCUGGGCCUCAUCAUAGCAAUAUUUAACAAUUUAUUCUGAUAAAAAUAAUAUUAAUUUAUUUAAUUAAAAAGAAUUCUUCCACCUCGUCGGGAUCCGUUUUCUGCAAUCAAAGUGGACUGCUUGCUUUCCUAGCAGGAUGAUUUUGUUGCUAGGACAAGGAGCCGUGUAGAAGUGUACAUAACUAUCCUUUAUGCAGAUAUUUCUACUAGUUGAUUUUGCAGGUACCCACCUUGCAGCACUAGAUGUUUAAGUAUAAGAGGAGACAUCUUUUAUACAUAUAUAGAUAUAUACACACACACAUUUAUAUUUUUUUUGCUGUUUGCUGCUACUUAUCCAGAAAUUUAAGCUGGUCCAGAUUUGGAGACGUUUUUCCAGAGUAUGUUUUCCAUCCUUUUGCCCUUCCCAGUUCAAACUUCACCAUUAGAAAAAUCCAGCUUGGAAUACAUAGAGAGGAAAAAUAAUAAAUUCCCAGCAGUUUCCAUCUUUCGGAAAGUGAGCCACCGGAUAAGAGAGAAUAUUUUGUAAGAGACUAUUUUUAUAUGAAUAUUUUAUUUAUAUCGAGUCUGCUGUAUCAUUCCACGGCCUGUGCUUCUUCUUAAUUCUGGUACUCACUUAGGGGUAAGGAGGGGUGAUGCCUGGUUGUGGCGUCAGGCCCCACGGGGCCCCUUGCACAGCUGGAUUCUUGAGUUCUGUUUGCCAAGUGGGCACAAGCUGCCCCUGGAUGCCUGGGGUUGAGGCAUCAUCUCAUCCAUGUUAGCCGGGAAAGAAAUCAAAUCCCCAGCCUCAGCCUGUUAAGCUCAGGCCUUUCAAGCAGGGCCACUGAGUGGUGGCCUCGAAAUGAAUCACUGUGGUGGGUGGUCAUCAUGCCCCUCACAGGGACUUGACCGUCAUCCUGCAGCAGAGGCCAGUUCAGGGAGCCCCACACCUCACCAAGACACUAGCCAUUGCCUGCGUGUCCUGGAAGGUGAGAUGCAGUCCUCAGGUGAGGGGACCCAAAGCAGAUGGGGUGAGGGGCCGAUGAGCAGCCGGGCCCAGCGGGGCUUCCUGGAUAUCCUGCUCCCAAGGCCAAGCAGCAGAGAGAGGUUCAAGUGAGGCCACUUUGCUUUGGGUCCAGCUACACCCAGAGCCUCAGCCUAGAAAGCUGUCCUCCAGCAGGCUGGGGGUGUUCCAAUAUGUGUCCGUUUGCAUUUCCGGGGUGUGUGUGUGUGUGUGUACUGUAUCUUCUUAGGGACUUUAGUGUAGUCACGUGACUUUGCGCCUUGCAGCGCCUCCGCCGUACUCGUGUGUGUAUGUGUCUGUGUGUUUCCAUGCUACCCAAGCGCCUGUUUCUCUCCAUGUGCCUGGGAGAUCAGGUCUCAGGCAUGGAGCUGCAUGCCUUUGCAUCUGCUGCUCCCCAGAGUCUCUGCUUGCAUGUGAGGCCUGGUGGUAUGAGGCAGACAGCAGAGAUUGUGUGUGAUUGUGUUGAACCACCAAGAGAAGGCACCUCUGAACUCUGUCCCCACACCCAUGGGUGAAAACCAGACACCUCUGAGACCACAGCACAUCCCCAUGGCCCCACCUGCUGGGAGCCCCUCAGUAUCUAGGCUGUGUCUGACUCCUCAGCGUCCACACUGAGCCUGGAUCACAGCAUGGGCAAAUAAAAGUGACUGGAUGGUUGCAUGGUUUCUUCCCUUGGACCUUUUUUUCCAUUUUUCUUUUACUUGGGUGUCUGGAGGAGUGGGCAUGUGAAGGGGCCAUGGAGUGAAUGGAUGGAGGGAUGGAUGAAUGUGUGAGUAGGUAGGUAGGUGAAUGGGUAGAUGUGUGGAUGGAUAAGUAGGUGGGUGGGUGAAUGGAUAAAUGGAUGGAUGGGUAGAUGGAUGGAUGAAGGGAUAAACAGAUGGGUGGAUGGAUUGAUAAGCGAGUGGAUGAAUGGAUGAAUAGCUAGGAAAGUGGGUGGGUGGAUGAGGUAGGUACACCUACAGAUAGGUAAGAGAGCAGUUUCUUGGGAGUCCACAGGUCACAUUUUAUCUUUGCUUUGGAAAACCUACCAGAUCUGCCAUGAGUAGGAUGGCUUCCCAACCUUGCAACCCUUCUGCUUCUGGCCUCCUUGGCACCUGGGAAUGGGGAAGAUUCUGACCAGCCUCCCCAGAUGAGUGUUCAAUGAUAGUUACAUAAACACAGUCUCAGAAGAGUCAUCCCUGUGUCCUCCCUCACUGUGGGUUCCCAGCUCUGGGGCCUGCCCUCUCUCUGGUGCCCUGUUCAGCUGUGCUCUGAGCCCCAGUUUCUCCACCUGUGAAAUCAGAAUAAUAACACCUACCUCACAGGGCUGUUGUGAGGAUCCUCCCAGUAAUGACUGUAUGGCACUUUGAGUUGCAAAGCAAUGGAUGAAUGCUAAAUAUUAUUAUUAAUUAUUAUUAUCACUAUUCUCUCCACAACUAUGGGAUUCUUCAAACAUGGCUUGUGGUAAUAAAUAUUUGGUUCUGCGUUGGGCAGAGGUAUC